Molecule: messenger RNA, 1545 nt
Organism: Verticillium alfalfae VaMs.102
Lineage: Eukaryota; Fungi; Ascomycota; Sordariomycetes; Glomerellales; Plectosphaerellaceae
Exons: 6
Coding region: 1-1545 (514 amino acids)
Source: RefSeq, a predicted model, not a curated record
AUGGUUUACUGUGGUAAGGCCUCACAGGGCUGCGAGCACUGCCGAGUCCGCCGUAUCAAGCUGUCGCUCAUGUUCCGCGAUGAGAGCACCAAGGUCAUUCAGAAAGCGCAUGCUCAAUGGGGACAUGAUUCUGCGUCAGAUACUACAUCCUCAAUGGAAGCACUCCGUCACCAUUUCAGUCCGGCGGGUUGCAACAUUCGCCUUCGAUCGUCGUGCCCUCCAGCUGCGAAUGCCGUGGCCGUCGUGAAGGAGGAGACAGCCGAGCCUACGCUGUCCUCGAUUUUGAUAGGACCCAGCCUAGAGGAACGUGGUAUUCAGUUCUAUGUCGACCGAUACCUCCUUGGUCACCCAGACGAGCCAAAAACGAUCGGCGAGCUUGGUUCGUCAGCUUGGCUGUGGAAUCCCGCCCUCCAGCAUGUCAUGGCGGCAGUCGGGCUCGCAGGCUUGUCGAAUCUCACGGGCAAUGCAGACAUGAUGGCCGCGGCGCGGCAAAAGUACGGCCAAGCAUUGCGCCAGACCGGCCAGUUAAUUCAGCCACCAAACGCGCCGAGUCUCGAAGUGACCAUACGGUCUGUCGUCAUGCUUGCCAUGUUUGAGGUCGUCAAGGGCACGCAUCAUGCCACGGGCACUGUGCACGCUCAUGUCAUGGGUGGCGCCGCGCUUAUGAGGAGCUGGUGUCCUUUACCCAACGCCCCAUUUGGAGGGUUUAGAGCCUUGAUGCAAUUGUGUUAUUCCAUGUUCAUUCCCAUACAAGUUACUGCAAUGGAGGUACCCCGCGAAUUUUUUGACUGGAUUUCAUUCGGCACUCGACUCCAGCAUCCUACCGACCAGCCGUCCACGGACCUUGCUUUCCUGAUUGCUCGCUUUGUCCAAAUAUCUUCUUUCAUACAGGGCCAUGUUCUCAGCGACGGGCAGCCGAAAACUACCAACACAAUUCGCCAGCUUCUGAGUCUCGACAUCGAGCUGGGGACGUGGGCUGACAGUCUAGAGGGUCAAUGGCUCUACCGCAUAGAGAAAGCACCCGAUCUCCCGGCACGAGCAGUCUUUCGAGGAGAAUACCAUCUAUACUUCGAUGUGUGGUUUGCCAGGAUCUGGAAUUACUACCGCUGGGCCCGGAUAUUGGUGGACCAGAAUUUGCUUGAUCUCAUCAACCAGAACCCGAUAUCGAGUCUGCCCCUCGUGUCGGUUGCUAGGCGGGCACAGGUACUGGACACAAUUCGAGCGCUGGCACGAGAUGUGUUAGUUAGCACACCGAGCCAUUGGAGGCAUCCUCUGCUCGACGAUGCAGCUCAGAUCACCGUCGAGAGUGCAGGGGGUGGAGGGUCUGGUGCUGCAGGUCUGCCUGCCCUCCUGUUCCAGCUCAAGGUGGCCAGUUGCGCUCCGGGCGUGCCAAAAUCCUACUGGGCGUGGGCGCUGGACAUCAUACAGACUAUCUGGGGUGACAUGGGGAUGUUGCACGCUCGUUCCAUGAUGGAGGCUAUGCGUGCUCACCAGGACGCCCUGGAUAGGACUGGAGUGGAGGGCAUUUUAUCCGACGAGUGGUAA